Psammomys obesus (fat sand rat) is the source of this 6498-nucleotide messenger RNA. RefSeq names its product phospholipase C eta 1 (gene Plch1). Lineage: Eukaryota; Metazoa; Chordata; Mammalia; Rodentia; Muridae. Bases 156 to 5273 code for a protein of 1705 amino acids. The transcript has 24 exons. The record is from RefSeq and is a predicted model, not a curated record. Gene Ontology annotation, biological process: phosphatidylinositol-mediated signaling; lipid metabolic process. Gene Ontology annotation, molecular function: calcium ion binding; phosphatidylinositol-4,5-bisphosphate phospholipase C activity.
CUCAGAACAGAUCUCCACGGAGUGCUAAUAAAAUCUCUGCAAAAUUACCCUUGCUGGAAACAUAGAAGAUCUAUACAGGGUUUUUCAGGGGCCAGAAUCCAGGAACAGAAGUUAAGGCAAUUUUGUUUUGAUGCUGUGCCAGAAAUCCUCCAACAAUGAGCUACUGGAAGGCCGAGAAAAGGAACUGUGUGCAGUACCGCAGGCAUUUUCUGGUGGACAACAGUGUGUUUCAUGUUGAAAGAUGCAUGAGUGUAAUGCAGUCCGGGACACAGAUGAUCAAGCUGAAGCGUGGCACCAAAGGGCUCGUUCGCCUCUUCUACCUGGAUGAGCACCGGACCCGCCUCCGAUGGCGACCCUCUCGGAAGAGUGAGAAGGCAAAAAUACUUAUUGACUCCAUCUACAAAGUCACAGAGGGCAGGCAGUCUGAAAUAUUUCACAGACAGGCCGAGGGGAACUUUGAUCCCAGCUGCUGUUUCACCAUCUACCAUGGCAACCACAUGGAGUCACUGGACCUCAUUACCUCCAACCCGGAGGAGGCACGCACCUGGAUCACGGGCCUCAAAUAUCUGAUGGCUGGCAUCAGUGAUGAAGACUCCCUUGCCAAAAGGCAGAGGACCCAUGACCAAUGGGUGAAGCAGACCUUCGAGGAGGCGGAUAAGAACGGCGAUGGCCUGUUGAAUAUUGAAGAGAUCCACCAGCUGAUGCACAAGCUAAAUGUCAAUCUGCCUCGGAGAAAAGUCAGGCAAAUGUUUCAGGAAGCUGACACAGAUGAAAAUCAGGGAACCUUGACAUUUGAAGAAUUCUGCGUUUUUUACAAAAUGAUGUCAUUGAGACGCGACCUUUAUUUGCUGCUCUUGAGCUACAGCGACAAGAAAGACCACCUGACUGCAGAGGAGCUGGCUCAGUUUUUGAAGGCUGAACAAAAGAUGAGCAAUGUGACGGUGGACUACUGUCUUGACAUCAUUAAGAAGUUUGAAGUUUCUGAAGAAAAUAAAGUGAAAAAUGUCCUUGGAAUAGAAGGCUUCACGAACUUCAUGCGUAGUCCUGCUUGUGACGUAUUUAACCCUUUGCACCAUGAGGUGUACCAAGACAUGGACCAGCCCCUCUGCAACUACUACAUUGCUUCAUCUCACAACACGUACCUGACUGGGGACCAGCUCCUCUCUCAGUCCAAAGUGGAUAUGUAUGCACGGGUGCUACAGGAGGGCUGCCGCUGUGUGGAAGUUGACUGUUGGGAUGGCCCAGAUGGAGAGCCAGUGGUCCACCAUGGUUAUACUCUCACUUCAAAAAUUCUCUUCAAGGAUGUUGUGGAGACCAUCAACAAGCAUGCCUUUGUGAAGAAUGAGUUUCCUGUUAUUCUGUCCAUUGAGAACCACUGCAGCAUUCAGCAGCAGAGGAAGAUUGCUCAGUACCUGAAAGGAAUAUUCCAGGACAAACUGGACCUGUCAUCUAUAGAUACAGGAGACUGCAGGCAGCUUCCAAGCCCUCAGAGUCUGAAAGGCAAAAUCCUAGUGAAGGGCAAGAAGUUGCCUUAUCACCUUGGGGAUGAUGCAGAGGAAGGAGAAGUUUCUGAUGAGGACAGUGCAGACGAAAUUGAAGAUGAGUGCAAGUUCAAGCUCCAUUACAGUAACGGCACCACUGAGCACCAGGUAGAAUCUUUCAUACGGAAAAAGCUGGAGUCCCUGUUGAAGGAGUCUCAAAUCCGAGACAAAGAAGAUCCUGACAGUUUCACAGUGAGGGCUUUACUCAAGGCUACGCAUGAAGGCUUAAACGCACACCUGAAGCAGAACCUGGACGUGAAGGAAAGUGGAAAGAAGUCCCAUGGGCGAUCUCUGAUGACGAACUUUGGGAAACACAAGAAAAAUACAAAAUCACGUCCUAAAUCCUAUAGUACUGAUGAUGAAGAAGACAUAGUUCAGAAUCCUGGCAAGGAGGGAGGCCAGUUAUACAGGCUGGGCCGCCGAAGGAGAACCAUGAAGCUUUGCAGAGAGCUCUCAGACUUGGUGGUGUACACAAACUCCGUGGCAGCCCAGGAUAUUGUGGAUGAUGGCACCACAGGGAAUGUGUUGUCCUUCAGCGAAACAAGAGCACACCAAGUGGUUCAGCAGAAGUCAGAGCAAUUCAUGAUCUACAACCAAAAACAGCUCACAAGGAUUUACCCAUCCGCCUACCGCAUUGACUCCAGUAACUUCAACCCUCUGCCCUAUUGGAAUGCAGGCUGCCAGCUAGUGGCUCUCAACUACCAGUCUGAAGGGCGCAUGAUGCAGUUAAAUCGAGCAAAAUUCAAGGCUAAUGGCAACUGUGGCUACAUUCUCAAGCCCCAGCAGAUGUGCAAAGGUACUUUCAACCCUUUCUCUGGUGAUCCGCUUCCUGCCAACCCCAAAAAACAGCUCAUACUGAAAGUGAUCAGUGGACAGCAACUUCCCAAACCUCCUGACUCAAUGUUUGGAGACCGAGGCGAGAUCAUUGACCCUUUUGUUGAAGUUGAAAUUAUUGGGCUUCCAGUAGACUGCUGCAAGGAUCAAACUCGUGUAGUGGAUGACAAUGGAUUUAACCCUGUGUGGGAAGAAACCCUAACAUUUACAGUCCACAUGCCAGAAAUAGCUUUAGUUCGGUUCCUUGUGUGGGAUCAUGAUCCUAUUGGAAGAGACUUCGUGGGACAGAGGACUGUUACCUUUAGCAGCCUCGUACCUGGCUACCGGCAUGUCUAUUUGGAAGGACUCACAGAAGCAUCCAUUUUUGUUCACAUAACAAUCAAUGAGAUCUUUGGAAAGUGGAGCCCUUUAAUCCUCAACCCCAGUUAUACCAUAUUGCACUUUCUAGGAGCUACAAAGAACAGACAGCUCCAAGGUUUGAAGGGACUGUUCAAUAAGAACCCCAGGCACGGUUCUUCAGAAAACAACUCCCAUUACAUUCGGAAGCGAUCCAUUGGAGAUAGAAUUCUGCGACGUACAGCCAGUGCCCCAGCCAAAGGCAGGAAAAAGAGCAAAGUGGGCUUCCAAGAAAUGGUUGAGAUAAAAGAUUCUGUCUCUGAAGCCACAAGAGAUCAAGAUGGUAUCCUGAGGAGGACCACACGGAGUCUGCAAGUACGCCCUGUCUCUAUGCCUGUUGACAAGAGUCUUCUGGGGGCUUUGUCACUGCCUAUAUCUGAAGCAGCAAAAGACAUGGAUGGAAAAGAAAAUUCUCUGGCAGGCGUCAAGGAUGACAGAAGAAAGGGGGAGGCAACUAUAAAAGACCCACAUUUUUCAAAUUUCAACAGAAAACUAUCAUCCUCCUCCAGUGCCCUCCUCCACAAAGAUGCCAACCAAAGGGAUGACACUCUUCCAACUGCCAGUGUAUCAAACCCAGAACAGUGUGGGGGACCAGGUGAAAAGGGUGGGAGAACCAAACCAAAUGUGACAAAGGAUUGCCAGGAAAACCACUGUCCUCCAAAAUUCCUCUCUCCAAGGCAGCAUUUGGCCCCUGACCCUGCAACAAAGGGGCCACAAGAUCUGCACGGAAUAAAAACCAAUGAAAAGGAGCAUUCUGAGAGCUUAGCAGGAGGGAAAAGCAUGCUGUUCGGAAAAGUUCCCUCUCAAAGCACUCAGGAGGCAGAGAACUGGGAAGACAGCAGGGCCAAGGGCAGAGCUGCAACGUCCUUCUCUUUGUCUGAUGUCUCUGUGCUCUGUUCUGACAUCCCUGAUUUACAUUCAACUGCCAUUCUGCAGGACACUGAAAUUUCCAAUCUCAUUGAUGAUGUCACCUUAACAAAUGAGAAUGAGUUGGGCAGUUCCAUCUCAGCACUGAUUGGCCAGUUUGAGGAGAGCAACCACGGGGCUAACACUGCUGGGGUUUUUCAUCUCCUUAGUCCCAGUAUGACAUCAGGAGGUGCUCCUUUGCCUAUCACAUUGGGCCUACAAACAUCCUUUGAACAUGGUUUUUCCCAGGGGAAACCCAAUGCCUCCUUUUUGUGCUCAUCUCCUGAGCUAGUCAAGCUCUCUAGUGCUGAGGCCACCAAACUGGCAAAUAACACAGAUGCCUGUGGAAUGAUUGGCUCUCCCAUCUUUAAACCAAAGCCAGGAAAUAAUGCUUCUGAUAAAGCCAAGACAAGGGUCAUGGAAGGUAACCUGCCUGGGUCCCUUGAUGCUUCUCAUGGGCAGUUUCCUAAAAGCCCCACUCAUGAAGAGGACCAGGGACGAGUGAUGAGCAGCCCUGCUUUUCCCACUGAGUUGGCCCUAGAAGACAUAAUAGCAGACCCUGCUCUCUGUAUAAAUUCUGCAGAGAGCAGCCUUGUGGAAAUCGAUGGAGAAUCUGAAAACCUGUCUCUGACAAGCUGUGACUACAGGGGAGAAGGUCCAAAUCCACUUGUUUCUCCACUGAAACUGCGGCACAGCCAGGAGAUGGCAGAACAUACCCAGAGAGGCUUGAGGAAUGGCUAUUGUAAAGAGACUCUCUUCCCUGCUGUCCCUGAAAUAGUCAACAACAUUCAAGGUGUCAAAAAUCAAAGUAUUUCUUGUCUAACCUAUCAGGGUGCUGGCUUUGUGUAUAACCAUUUCUCAAGUUCAGAUGCAAAAACAAACCAAAUCUGUGGGCCCCAACAGCCUAGGCCUUUGGAUAUGCAUGCCCCAACACCCACACCAUCAAUACAUGCUCCUUUGGCUGCUUUGAAACUACCAAGUCCAUGCAAAUCCAAAAGUCUGGGGGACUUAACAUCAGAAGACAUUGCUUGCAACUUUGAAAGCAAAUACCAAUGUAUUAGUAGGAGUUUUGUGACAAACGGCAUCAGAGACAAGAGUGUGACUAUGAAGACAAAGUCAUUAGAACCUCUAGAUGCCCUAACUGAACAGCUCCGGAAGCUGGUGUCCUUUGACCAGGAAGACAGCUGUCAAGUGCUGUAUUCAAAGCAGGGUGCCAAUCAGUGUCCCAGGGCGUUAGUCAGAAAGCUGUCCUCCAGGAGUCAGAGCAGGGUCCGCAACAUUGCCAGCCGUGCCAAGGAGAAGCAGGAAGCUGGCAAGCAAAAAGCUGUGACCCACAGCACUAGAGGAGGGGUGGUCCUGAGAAGUAAACCGCCGGCUCCUGCUCUGGCCGUGAACCGUCACUCCACGGGCUCGUACAUUGCGAGCUACCUGAGGAAUAUGAAAGCUGGUGGCCUGGAGGGCCGAGGCAUCCCAGAGGGAGCAUGUACAGCCCUUCGCUAUGGCUAUGUGGACCAGUUUUGUUCAGACAAUUCAGUUCUGCAGACUGAGCCAAGCAGUGAAGAUAAACCAGAAAUUUAUUUUCUUUUGAGGCUGUGAAUUAUAUAAAGCUGCAUUUUCAUUGUUUACAUGAUAUUCUAUAGAAUGUUAGAGUUCCUCAUUGUCAGUAUAUAUGAUACUGGGCUUUGAAAUGAUUUUCCAAUGUAUUUUCAGGCUUGUAUUUUGGUCCCCCUUUUACUUCGUUUGUUCUCUCAGUUUAUGCAUUUGUACAUAGAUUCUGUGACAUUUCCCCCAAACCCAGGAUCUCUUCUCCCCAAAGUGUUGUAAACUGUGUCGGUAUGAAAUGUGUGCAUGCCUUUCAUGUAAAACUUUUCAGCAGUUUGGGUCACAGCGUGCGUAUGUUGCACAAAAUGCCCUUUCCUAUGUCCUCGGAUCACAGCCACCGAGGCUGUCAUUGUUAGCCACCGAGUGUUGAGCUGAUUAUGAUUAGAUUUUACAAACAAUAAAGGGAUGGAUUCUUUAUUGGAAGCUACAUUCUCCUUUUGAAUUGGGAGACCUAGAUUCAAUUAUAGAAUCCAUUUAAAAUAAGUGUUUUAAAUGAUGACCUGGCCCUAUAUGAUUUUCAUCCCUCACCCAAAGUGGGAAUUCCAAAAAGAUGGAGAGUGUCUCUCCAACCCCCCAAGUCCCUUUUAGAAUAGGCUGUGAUGAAGAAAGUGAACUUCUGUAUAUAAGGACAAAAUAGUUUGUUUUGCAUAAAUUUUGUUGCAUAUUUUUGCAAUGGCUUUGUAUGUAACAAGAGUCCAGUUGGCAAACUAUCUGUCAUACUUUUGGAGUAGCUGAUAUUACAGAUCGAAAGUAAUGGCUUUCAAAAUGUGAGAAUUUCAGAUGGGCAUGGUGGCCUUUAAUUCUAGCAGAGGCAGGUGGAUCUCUGAAUUUGAGGCCAGCCUGAUCUAUACAGUAAGACCCUAUCUCAAACAACAACAGCAACAACAACAAAAAUAGUGAGAGACUUACAUUAGACUUAAAACUCAGAGAGCAGUACAAACAGAAAAUUUCCCCAAGACUUUCAAGAAAAAGAGUAUUUUCUCAUAAUCCAAGUGAAUAGAUAAUUAAAAAAAAAACAACUUUUCCCUUUAGGGAACCAAGUAACUAUAUUUUAGUACUGACAUAUAUUAUUUUCAUUGUGAAUCCAUUUUUUAUUGCAUGUUCAGGUGUCAUUUGCUUUUUGUACCAUGAAUUACAAUGAUGUUCUUCCUGGACUUCAUAAAAUAUAAUUAAAUCAGAUUUUUGAACACUUGGUGAUUUUAUUUAUAAAACAGAACCA